Hyaloscypha bicolor E is the source of this 903-nucleotide messenger RNA. Its product is annotated as transcription initiation factor IIE, beta subunit. The transcript has a single exon. The record is from RefSeq and is a predicted model, not a curated record. Bases 1 to 903 code for a protein of 300 amino acids. Gene Ontology annotation, biological process: transcription initiation at RNA polymerase II promoter. Lineage: Eukaryota; Fungi; Ascomycota; Leotiomycetes; Helotiales; Hyaloscyphaceae. Gene Ontology annotation, cellular component: transcription factor TFIIE complex.
AUGUCUUCCUAUUUGGAUAAGCAGCAGGCCGCUUUCAAGAGCGAGGCUAUGUCAGUGGCGCCAAAGAUCUCUGCCAAACGAACUCUUGCACCACCAGUUGCCGAAAAUGCUCCUUCCCCUGCACCUUCGAACGCUUCGAAUACUUCCAGAAAUGAGAACAAGGAGGCGAAGCGAAAGAGAGAGGCACAGAACGUUGUUUACUCGCAACCGGCUGCAACUGGUUACGGAACAGAGGCGUUUACGCAGGUCACAUAUGUCAUCGAAUUCUUGAAGAAGAAGGAUGAGUCGAAGACGUUUCGAGAAAUUCUCGAGUACUUGAGCCAGGUCAAUGCAGAAGAUCGAACAAAAAUUUUGAUUGCCAAAAUCCUUCGUCAGCACGAACGUGUGAGAUGGGUUCCGGAUCCAGAGCUGAAGAGUCAAACUUGGGACUCGGGUACCUUCAUGCACCGGCCGAUCAUCAACGUCCGUACCAAGAAGGAUCUGAUUGCCUACUUGCAGAACAAGGCGGACGCACAAGGAGUUUCUGUUAAGGAUCUGAAGGACGGCUGGGCAGAUUGCGAGGAGGCCAUCGAUGAACUAGAGGACGAGCAUAAGAUUCUUGUCACACGGACGAAGAAGGAUAACCAUGCCAGAAUGGUUUGGAGCAAUGAUCCGUCAUUAUUUCACCAAGUCGACUUCGAGUUCCAGGACAUGUGGCGUAAGACAGAGCUCCCAAGUGUUGAUGAACUUGUCCGCAAGCUCCAGGAAGCAGGCCAGAAGCCGGCCAGUGAGGACCCGAGCAAGCGCAUCAAGGCUGCCCCGAAGACAAAGGAGAAGAAGAGGAAGGCUCCGAGAAAGGGCGGCAAGACCACGAACACCCACAUGCAACACCUCCUCAGGGACUUCUCCCACUUGAAGCGGUAA